Molecule: messenger RNA, 38685 nt
Organism: Porites lobata
Lineage: Eukaryota; Metazoa; Cnidaria; Anthozoa; Scleractinia; Poritidae
Source: the annotation of a GenBank genome assembly
AUUUGCAUUUCCGGGAGAGGUAGUCAAGCGGAAGUGAGGUCUGCUGAAUCACGUGGACACAAAAUAAUGGCGGACAUUCUGCUGCUACAAGCAGGCGACUGCUGCACAAAAAUGGCAUGAACAAGAUGGCGUGGAGAAGAUCAUAUGUUUUUACUCCGCGGGUGGAAGAAAGUGAGAUCGAUUCAUCUGAUGAAAGUGACAGUGAAGUUGGAACAGAAACGCUUAAGCUGUAUCAUCGGCGAAAGUCUACAGUGACUGCCGUAAAAGCGCGGGUAAGGUUCAUAUGAAUCACACUAUAUAUGUUGCACAAAUAUUUCCAAACGGCUAAAAUGCACGACGUUUCUUGAAAUCGUGUACCAUGCUACCUUUUCGUACUUCUUAGAAAUCCCCUCUGGGAUUAUUUACAAGCUUUGGUCUUCAAAUGCUUUAACCCUAGAAUUAUUAAUUUGCAGUUUUGUUGUGUUUACAAAACAGCCAGUUUGCUGAGUCUCGUCAUCAGCCAUCAGCGAGCAAAUCAUGCUUUUUUUCUUGUUGGGGUAGAUUUACUCUACAUCAACGGCAAAUAUUUUGUUUCUUUAUGUUAUGCGGGAAGAAGACCUAAUUGCAAUUAAUAUGUUUCAGUAAUCUAUUUUGGUUUUAAUUUUCUGUCUGCUGACUUUUCACCCGUCGAGAUCGACUUUCGGUCUGGCAAAACAUUAUAAACAUAUAAAUAUUAAAACUCAUAUUCCCGUUUGAUAACAGUUGCCUUGAAACGGUUUCUGAGUUUGCUUUAUUAUUCAAAACCUCCCUUAAUGCUGAAGCUGUUGUUUUUCGCUUGAUUACGACACGUAUGUCAACCCUCUAUAAAUUUGACUAUAUUCGCUCGGAUGAUUGUAAUGUUCUUAUCUUGUAAAUUAUGCUUUGAGGAUUUUCCAUUCAUAAAAGGAAAACGGCCUUGAUAAAUCUUUUUAUAAUUCUUUUAUUGGUCGAUGUUAAGAACCGUGUUCCUAAAUUGCGCCCGCAUUUCUAGCAGUGAAUUCGAGUCGGCAUAGCUUGUAAUUUCUUCAGCUGUUUCUUGGCUUGGAAAUUUUUUAUUAGCGAAGCGUUACUAUUCGGCAUUAAUUAUGCACCUGUAAGCUCGUGGGGAAAUUUUUUGAAUAGCUACUGUUGCUUGUGUUUUCGUGUCACAGCCGGUUGAACCUUCUACCUUGUAAUAACUGUCCAGAAUGUUUUUUUUUUACAUGGAAAGGCUUUUAGUAAAUCGGGGUUUGUUCUCCUGCAGCGAGAGUUUUGAUGUCGAACGCUCGUCAAACGGUUUCUUUAGAUUGUUUGCUUUUGAAUCAUUAUUUUGACACCACUUGAUUGCAUAUUUAAAUCAACCACUGAUAAAUGAACGUGUUUUUCUCUUAUUCCUGAUCGAACAAGCUGAAACCGUGCCUCUCCCUUAUGGUAGACUUCGCACUAAAAGAGGUCUUGUUUUAAUUUUUCUUCCGUUCAUAGCAAUAAUAUAUUGCUCGUUAUUCUGGGAAGUAACAUUUCUCUCUUUGCUUUACCAUGCGUUAACACAUAGGCAACUUGUAUGUCAAUUGCAGAACCUCAUAAAAGAGGGAUUUUUGUUAAAGCAAACGGGAUCUUUUCAGGUAAGUUUUGUAUUUACUGGGAAGAAAAUGAACCACAACCUUAAGUAACAUUGUUGUGAUAAGAACAUUGCAGUGAAUUGUCAAUGUAAAUAAAACUUAUCCUUGAAAUUAUAUUUCUUUGUUUUCAUGUAGCAAAGAAAGAUAAUAAUUAAUUUAAAUGUCUCUUGCAGUGGUUAUGACAAAUUGUUUCAUUUGGCAGUUGUGGCAAAAGUAGGGUAGUUUAACAACAAAGUUUGGAAAAAAUACCAACUGUGACAAAAUGAUGAAUAUAUCUAAUAUAGGUUCCCAUCUUUUUUUUCAUAUUGUCUGCUGCUUUUUGUUAAUAAUUUAUGUUUCUUCUCAAUCAGAAUUUAACUCAGAGUUAAGAGGGAAAUUUUUGAAAUUCGCUGUUGGAGGUGAAGUUUGAAAGAAAUAUUGUAAACAACAUUCUACUGUGGUGAGGGUAAAAGGGGGAAUGAGUUUGCGGAAUGGCAUGUGGCAUGGCUUGCAGAAUGACAUAAUUAUGCGGAAUUUAAUAUACGCAGCUGAAUGAUCCAAAGAAAUAAAUUAAACUGAAAAGAGCUCCCUUUUUUGGCGCCAAUCAAUUUGCAAAUGCAGCCGCUGUUUUAAUUUUGCAGGCUUAACAUAUGAUGACAAUCAAAAAACCACAAAGGCUCAUUGUCGACCAGCCUUUUCUGCACAGCCAAAAAGAUUCUUCGUCUAUUGAAGAAAAGAUGUUUUCGAAGGUCACACUCCCUUCUACUUUAAUUUUUUCCUCAAAAGAUGUUUGUACGCUUAACUUAACAGUUUCUUGUUACCUAUAUUUGUAAUCGAAACCAUGUGAGAAGUGUUUCUUUAUGAGACUGGGUUACGUGAUCGUGACAUAAUUGAUAAUAUUAUUCAGAGAUGCAUCGAACCUUGUAUGUUUUGUCAGCUACGAGCUUGAGAUGUGCGAAACAGAAAAAAUCGACCAAAAUCUUAAUUUCGUGGCAAGAGUUGAAAAAUCAAUUUCGUUCAUUUUUGUUCGUAGAUAGCUUUUAGGUUAUAUAAGAAACCUAACAUAGAUUGUUCCCACUGAAAGCCUUUUAUUCGGGAGAAAAAAUAGAAGAUCGGUCUUCGAUGUUGGAGUCUCAGACUGCAUUAAUUUUUAACCUGAAAUUCGCUAACAUCAACUUUCCUCGCAAUCGCAAACGAAACUGGAUGGAUAAAUUUGGACACUUUCCACGAACAGAAAAAUUCUUUUCCUUGCACUAGAAGAUACUUUCUGGACAAUAGGGAAGCUUGUCGUACUGAAAUAAUUUUAAAAAUGAGGGAUAGGUUUUCAGGAUAAAAAAAUUUCAGUUUGUUACUCAUUUUCGACGGCAAUAUUUAACAUGUGGUAUAACUCCAAAUUCUCUUCUUGCUAUUUAAAUCACGUGCUAUUUAAAUCACACAUUUAGACAUUCAUUUAAAACAUACCUGGGAAUUGGCUUGGUUAAGUGAAGGAAAUCUCUGUAAGACACCAUCGAAGUUCACACUUCCAAUUUCGAAAAGCACAUAAAUAGAUAUUUACAGCCCAAUGGCUUGUUUUUCGUAUGUCUUGUAGGUUUUCCCUUUGCAAAAUUGCUUUUUUCAAUCAAAGAAUGGGGUAAAAAGGUGAAACUGGGUCAAUUUUAGCCAUUAUGAAACACUGAAAUUUACCUGCGGGCGACUCUGCGUGACAGUCUGUUCCGUGACUGCACGUGGCACAACGUACGUUGGAAGAGACAGAGCUGUCAAAAUCACAGUCACGAAAUCAAGGCAGUAACGCAACGUAAUUCUUGAUUGAAGGAGUAACACUUUCGGUGCCGACAGUAUUUUGAAGAAGCAAAAAAUCAAAUGCGCAAGUAUUCUGGUACUCACUUUCUAUCAAAAAAUAAGGACUUUAACCAUGGCAAUUCGCUAAGAAUAACGGAAAAAGAAGAUAUUUCGUCUUGUUACUUUACAAUCGAGGUAACUAAGUUAUUUCGGUCAGGCCUCACUAUAUUUACCGGACUUCAAUGUUUUCGUUUGGAGGCUGCCUUCAGGAACCCUAGCCAAUUCUUGGGUAUGUUUUAGAUAAAUGUCUAAAUGCGUGAACCAGUAAAGCUUACUCAAAUUGGCGCCAAAAAAGGCGCGGCAAUGACCCGCGCAUGCCUUUCAGUUUAGUUUAUUUCUUUACACCACUUUCCAUAUUUUACAUUCCGCAUAAUUAUGUCAUUCCGCAAGCCAUGCCACAUGCCAUUCCGCAAACUCAUUCCGCCUUUUACCCUCACCGAUUCUACUGUUCUUUAUUAUAAUUCCUUUGCCAAACUUGGAAAUGGUGGAAAAAUCGUACAGUCAAAACUAAAAUCUGCAUUUAAUAUUCUUAUCUUAACUGAAAAUAACAGUAGCUUCUUCUUUUAAUGACAACAAAAUCUCUUGAAUUUGAUAGGAAUUAAACAGAAAGGGCUUUGUUGUGAUGUAUUCCUGGUAUCUGUGCGCUCAUAAAGAUACAGAUGUACUUAGUGUACUUGUUUAUAAUAAUUACUCAUUUUUAUUAAUCUGAGCUGUUUUAACAUGUGAAACACUGAUACUGUGUUUUAUGUUACAUGCAAUUAAAUUUUUUUAUUUAACUUAUUGACGAGCCCUCUGAUCUGGAAGGUUUGCUGAAUUUCCAGGAAGACACAAUAUUAUGUGGCAGAAAAGGUGUAUUAUGUGGCAAAUUAUGAGAUUUAUUUGGAUGAGAUUUCACGUAGAGUGCUUACUGUCAUAGACUCACAACAAUAUUAAAAAUUUUAGAGGUUCUGUCUAAUGUUUCUAUAAGUAAUAGUCUUAAAUUAGAAUUUAUUUAUGAUUUUGCAUUCUUUGUCAAUAGUAACAACAACAACAAAAUGACAACAACAAAACUUUAUUAAUAAACAAAUAAAAUUACAAAAGUAUUGCCCGGAGCUAGCAAGGCUAUUUGAGGCGGACAAUGUGUGCAAAAUAUAGGAAAUAAGGAAUAAGGCUAUUAACGAAGGAAAGUUUACAGUUUACCAAUAAAUGAAAUAAAUAUUGUAAUAUGGAUGAGGACUAGAUAACAGACUAAAGGGAAAAGAAUUUAAAAAAAUAAAUUGUAAAAGUAGAAACUAAGAAGCAAGAAUUUUUUUUUUGACAUUUUUGGUUAAUUUUACCUUUUUAAUUACGGUGGGCGUAUCAAUAUAGUCAUCUCCUGAGUUCAGAAUAUCGAAAAGUAAUUUGCGGAGUGUUUUUUUGAACUUAUUCUUGGGGAGAUGUCAAAUGUUACAGGGUAUCUAAUUUGGCAGCGUAACUGGAACUGUUAACAUGCUCUUGUAUUGUAGUAGUGGCAGCUACUUGUUUUUUGUAACAGUCUAACCUCUCCUUAUGGACACCUCUAUAAUACGGACACCUCUCUAUUAUGGACAGUUUGUUUGGUCCCAGAAAUGCCAAAAAUCACACAUUCCCUACCUCUAUAAUACGGAUACCUCUGUAAAGUGGACAAUUGGUUCUGUCCCUUUGGUGUCCGUAUUAAAGAGACUGUGUUGCUAUUUCCUGGGUUAUGCGAUUGGAUACAAUUUGAUUUCAGUUUUGUGAAAUCACACCAUCACCUAACACCAGGAGCUCUCUUAUUUAUUUCAUCAGCAAUUUAUUUUGAAUUUCUCCUUGUAAAAGAAAAACUCAGGGUUCUCCCUAAAUUUUACCUCAGCAGGUAAGGGGCCAUUCAUGGCCGCUGAGGCAAAAAAUAUGUGCUAGAGGCGCACUUUCCUGUGGGAGGGGGGUUAGUGGAGUGAGGGACAUGGCUUUGACUUUGCUGUCAAAUUUAGGAGCUAUAAAGUUCUCUCAAGUGUCAUUCCCUCUUUUUAAGACCUAUUUUACGCAAAUCAGCCUUUGUUAUCUUAUGACAACGAUUUAAAAUGUUUGAUUCCAAUAAUUUCUUCAAUGCUCUCUUCCUAAAAUGCGUGGCCCAUAAAAAGGAGAGCUGUGUAUACCUUAGUACUCCUCCACAUAUUCAUUCAUUACCUUAAUGGUAUCCGGUCACAAUUUGCGUAUUUUUUAAAGCAACUUAUUUAACUUUAGUAAACCUUCAAGCGGUUGCAGGCGGUAAGAAGUGUUGCUAGGGAUAUAAUUUUGUGUGUUGAAAGUCUGUGUUUUUAACUUAAGUGAUAAAAUUAUUCCUUUCUGUACGGCAAAACUAGCUUUUGCUUUUUAUGUAGACUGUAGACAGCAAAUUAGGAUCAUUUAUUUAAAGUCUCAGUACAAUCAAUGAGGCUUGUGGACCGGGAUUCUGAAGCUGUAGAUUUGUAAGGGUGUUAUGCAGCAUAAUAAUGCUCAUAUAACAUUUAUUCAAUUGCUAAUUAUUUGUGUUCAUUUUUUCACUUUAGAGAUGGAAAAGAAGAUAUUUCAAAUUGAGAGAAGGAAACAAGUUAUAUUAUGCAAAGUCCAGUGAUGUAAGCAUGGCUUGAAAAAUAAUUGUUUGUUUUGUAUGAUUCUUUACAUAGUUACUGACAGGUUAUUGUAAUCAUUUUUAGGAAACGAUAUUCACUGAAAUCGACCUGCAGGAUUUCAGUGUGGCAGCAUGUGGCAUUGAAAAUAAAAACAAUUCCUUUACGGUAAGCAUAAUAAUAUUAUUAUUUAAGUUGAGUCAAAACUCUUAUGAACGAACAACCUCAAGACCAGAUGCAGAUGUUUGAUUAUAAGAGCCGGCAGCCGGUGAAAUCUGCUGGCUGUUUCACGCGAACUUGCAGCCUACUUUCUUUGGAAAUUUCCCCGGUUUACAUAGAGUAUUCAUGUGCUGUCACUGAAAAAAAAGCCAAACUUUAAUGAUGUCUGUGUUCUGUUCAAACAGUCUAAUUUUUGCUCCAGAAUGCUGGAAAUGCAUUCUAACAAUUUUCCAUAAACUCGCACUCGCAAGUUGCACCUUUGCCGCGAGUUUUGUCCUUCUCCACCCACUUCGGGAUCCAAAGCCUUACUUAAAAUCUUAUUGAAAACCCUGGAGCUGGUUUGCAAGAGGAAAUGAUGUGACGUGGAAUUCAAAGUGUAGUAACAUUAGACCAUUAUUCACAUAACUCACUGAGUAAGGCAUUACCUUAUGAAUGGAUGUUACUCUCCAUCUCACCUGGAGGGUUUUAGCUUGGUUAAAGAAAGCCUAAUUAUUUACCCUCAGGUCUUUGUGUGGUGAUUUUAAAUUUAAUGCAACCUUGUGUGACCGACCACCUUUUGUAAGCAAGCACCUUUUUAAAACACAACAACAAGUUUAUUCAGUAUUACCAUUUCUAUUAGUAUUACCGAUUCAAAUACAAAAUUAAUAAACAGAUAGAGUUAAGGAGAUGCGAUAUGGUAUAAUAAAUAUUAUUAUUGUUUCUUUUGUCUUUCAAAUGUCUGAAAAAUGAAAUUAGUUGUUGUUAGCCUGCUGAUAUGCGAAGCAGUAUUGUUGAAAAGAAAACAGACUUUAUCAUUUGUAAAUAAUGUAUUUUGUUUGUUGAUUUUAAUAAAAAGAGCCUUUCUCAAGGUCACAGUAAAAUAAUACGUGCAUUUCAUUUGCAACUGAAUUUAGACUGCAGUGAUCACAAAUUCUAAGAUCUUCAGGAGUUUUGAGAAUUCUAAUAAUUUAUUAUUCUUCCAUUUUUCGAUUUCUAAGUUAUACGAUUUCCUAUCCUAAAUUUGGAGGUGAUACAGUUGUGUUCAGGAUUCCGGAUAUGAACACUGCGUCGGAUCUAAGUGGUGUUCGGGGGGUUGAUCGAACCCCCUAAAUUAAAACAGCUGUGUCAAGAACUUGUAAAUAUAUAAAAUGAUACAGUCAAUCUUAAAUGCAAUGUAUUCAUAACUAAGUUAAGCCUCUGCUGCUCAAUACAGCUAAAUAGUUUUCUCCAUUUUUGGGUUCAGUGACAUUUUCCCUAACAUUAACCAUUUGCUGUGAAUUGCUUGUACUAUGCCAGUCACUUCAGCCUGACAAUGAGCAAGAAAAAAGUACAGCUUUUAAGCUUGUCAAAGGAUAUUUACUCACCACCAUGACAAUGGAAAGACUGUCAGGCUGAUGAUGAACAUUUAUUACGAAAAGCCCAUUGACUACGAUGCUGUGGUUCAGCUUUUUGUGGAAAGAUACCAGAGAAUGCUUCUUGUUGAUCCCGUCUUUGACAAAGCACAAAAUUGAGAAUAGAUAAAAUUAAUGGAAUAUAUUUUUACCAUAGUUAUGCAAAUUUGCAUCAUUGUUACGCAGCUUUGAGUUAUAUUUUCACUUUAAAAAAAAGGUAUUAAAACAUGCUGACUUUGCCUCGGAAUGGCAGAAAUGGCGCCUCCGAGGAGAUGAAAUUUCAAAACUUUUCGUUGGAGGAUUCCCCUGGACCCCCCUACAAGUUGGCCCCCUUUCAUCAAACCUCUUAUGCUAAAAACCUGGAUCUGCCCCAGGAACACUCAAAUUUUCCCUGUUAAAGUCUUGGAGUUAGAACCUUGUGUCUAUGAACCACUCUGGUACAGACUUGCCAACCCUUCGAAAGGCAAAAAAUGUGAGAUUCUGAACCUGGAGAAAUCUAGAGCUGGGAAAAGUAGUGAGAAAUGGGUAAAAAGUCGUGAGAUGUCCCAAAUUUCCUUCAGGGGGAACUUCCAGCGGGGAUUGUGGGUAUUGGAAGUCACAUAUCACCUUAAAGCUGCAGCAGUAAACAUCACGAUCAAUUUUGCAAUUUAGGUUUUGUAAUUUCUAUGUUUUGUUGGCGGUCAUCUCAAAAAAGAGAAACAGUAAGUCUGCACAUUUGGUUGCAGAAUGGUGCACAUUUGGUGCGCAUUUUUUUUUCAAUGUCACAUUUGGCUCUCGAAUAAGCACAGCAGCGCUAAUUUACGUAUUUACAAACAACCUCCUUACCUUUGUUAUGGCGCUUGAUAUAAAGAGAUAUCAAAACCAUAUUGCUUGAGAAAAAGACCACGACCAACUCAUGAGUUGUAAAGUUUUAAGGUAGGGAAACUGUCACAGUGAGGCUGAGAAACUGCGUUCAUGAUACCUCUUGUAUUUCAUUCGAAAUAAUUUAAUAUUAAAUUGUGCAUGGCUAGUACCCACCUCACUUAAUUCUCUCUAUAUUCCCUUCAGUGUUUUACCCAUAGUUGAAAUAAGCACCACUCUAGAAUAAGUGCUGCACCUUUAACAGGUAAAAUUGGUUGGUUGUUUAUGGGAAGUUUGACUGUAAUAUUGUUGAUUUUAUGUAAUGACAUAACUAGAUAAUAUUAAACUGUACCAUUCACUUGUUGCAAUUCAGUUUUUGUUUGAUGUAGAAUUUUUGACGGCUUUUUUAUAUCAAAUGGUGGACUCUUGUUUUUCAUUUUACCAUGUUCCCACCAAUAGAGUAGCCCCACAUUUUGCUGUACUGUGUGUAAACCACCACAAUUCUUUGGUUGGCUCAGACAAAGAGUAGCAAUCAAAUUUAACAUAACACCACCAUGUAUCCAUUUGAUUUGUUGUGGGCUCCUCUUGUUGCCCGCAAUCCUAAUCUCGAGGUUGUUAUUACGCAUGUGUCGCAUAUAUGCAGCCAGCAUUCAUUUGAACUUCCACUAAGAUUGAAUGGAAUGCACAGAAUGCAAUUUGAUCAUGUGCAUUUUGACCUUCUAUCACUUGUAAUCUGAUCACGUUUGUUUUGACUAUCUGUCAAGUGAAACUUACUCAAAUUAAAGAACAGUAAUGGAGCAAAAGUGUUUUGACCUUCGGUCAUUGGACCGCGCACACUUCGUAACCUUUGGUUAUUACUAGUUAUAUGUUGGAGUGUUUCGUUUCCUCCAGGUCAUUACAGGUUUGCAGAAUGUCAAUCUCAGUGCUGACACACGAAAGGAAAUGGAAGAGUGGAUAACUGCUUUGAAAUCUGUUGGCUCAAAAUCAUCUUCAGUAAGCUAUCCCAACCUUGCUGGAAUGCGAUGUUAUAUGAUAAUGAUAAUGAUGUUUUUGCAAUGUGCACUGCAGCCCCUCGCCAUCCCUGCCACACCCAUAAGACCCUUGGCACUGUAGGGAUCCCAUUCCUGUCCAAUCUGACAGGGUUUUCAAUAAGAGCCGACAGCCGGUGAAAUCCACUGGCUAUUUCACAUGAACUCGCCGCCUACUUUUUUUUGGACAUAACCGCAAUUUUCACAAAUAAAAUGAUUUAAACCGGGUACUGAAACAACCAAUGGUUCAUAGCUAUUAGCAAGAAGAAUUAAAUUUAAAAAAAAUAGAGUACUCAUGUGCUGUCACUGAAUAAAAAAGCUAAAAUUUAAUGAUGUCUGUGUUCCAUUCAAAAACUCUAAUUUUUGCUCCAGAAUGCUGGAAGUGCAUUCUAAGAGGCCCGAACCUCCCUAGGAACUCGUGCCUUUGGUGGGAGUUUUUCCCUUCUCCGCCUACUCCAAAGCUUUUGCCACCUACUUUAAAACCUUGUUGAAAACCUUGUCUGAAGAAUUAGUCCUGUGCUACUCAUUGUUGUUUCUCUAACAAUUCACUUGUCCAACAUGGCUGAUCCAAUUUGGGGAAAUUUGUCGCCAGUGAAGUCUGUUGAAAGUUGAUAAUUAGGCUCUCAAGCCCUGGUUAAACAGUGAGGGGAAUUAUGUGCUACAUGUCAUGAACUAGGGGGCUGGUUAUUUAUUACUUGUUGCAGAGGGUGGGGGUGGGGGGGAGGGUGGCCAUUUUGCUGGGGGUCAUCUUCAAAAUAGCAAUAAUUAAUAACUAUUGGAUUUUGGCAGGUCAUUCUCAGGUAAGGAAGCGUUUCCUGGGGGGUCAUUUCAAUAAAUUUCAUGAAAGUAUUACAAAGCCAUGCUGACAAUGAAUGUGUAACAGCUGUAAAUAGUAAACACUGAUUUUAUAAACAGGACUGUAGAUAAAGUAUGUGGUGAACUUUAGGCCGAUUUAUAGCUAGAAUAUUCGUAUUCUCAAAAGCAAUAGGGUGAAUGAGGGGGCUUACCUUACUAUAGGAAAUUAAUGCUCCAUGAAAUUAGCGCGAAUCGUUAAACUUCGCGUUAAAUUAAGUCGCGUUAAUUUUGUUGAGUGUUAAUUUCCGCGACGCUAAUUAAGUGCAGCGUUAAUUUCCGCGCUCUUAAUUUCCAGUAUCUUAACCCCAAUUUUGGAACCUGUCCAGACAUUCUUGACGCCUAAAAGACAUUAACUACAAGCUUUCUUUCUUUCCAUUUACCCUUUAUUUUUCAUCUUUCACAAAAGCUAGGGCGAAGGUUUACAAUAUUUCGAGUUCAUCUUCAUCGUUGUCGCUAUCAGAAGUGAGGCCAAUAUCUUAUCCUUUGAUUUCGCGUAAUUAAUCGCGUUAAUUUCCCUUAUUAUGAAAUUCUACCUCCUCACAACCAAGCCUCUAGGGAAGUGAAGGUGUCCCCUAUCAAAAAACUGACUUUGCUGUUUUUAUUCUUGUAGCAAUCAGACCUGUUAGACAGAUUGUCUGGUGCGCACAACUGGUAUUCAUGUUCCCAUGCAAAGCCAACCUUUUGUAACGUUUGUCGGGAUGUGUUGUCUGGCGUCACAUGCAAAGGAUUGUCCUGUGAAGGUAAUGACGUACACAUGCAGUGUAGAGUUUAUGAAUACAGAAAGAAAUGAAGCAAAUUGAUGUCUUAUGAGUGCGCUUUUGAAAUUCUGAUAAAAUAAAGCUGAACAGUUUUCAUCCAUUUUCAUAGGCUAAAUAAUCCAAAGUGAAAGUGACAACCACAGAUAUGUUUAUCAAGACCUUAUAAAAGCAGUCUUAUCUUCUUCAGCAUCAAAAUACUUCUUGAAAAAAUCUGUGCUAAUGUUGAUAAAGGAAAGUCAGAAAUACUAAGAAUAAAGGACUUGAUCACACAAGAUAAAUUAUAUGUUCACUUUUAUUUAAAUUCGCCCACUGCUUCAAUGGGAACUGUAUGGGGACAGCAAAUGAAAAUUUAAAUUUUGAUAAUUAUUAGGUAUAUAUUGGGCUCAAAAGCUCUAGCCCUAGCUGGCUGAGGGCUGGAGAUUUCCUUCAGCCACUAUGAACAUGAUCCCGGGCUACUUUCAUAGAAAACAAAAGUCAGGGGCACCCAACGACAAUUUUCGGAAAAUAUCUGUUUGGAAGACGAUUUGAGAUCUAGAAUUUUCGGAACAUUUGUUGUAAAAUUUCUUGCUUGCCUACCUCUCCUAGGAUUUUCGAACAUCUAAAAAAUGGUAUAUUUUCCCAUUUUUAAAGGAUGUUUACCUUUAAGAGGUCACCUAGAAUUUUCGGGAGCCUUUUUUCUGGCUGAAAUUUUCGAAAAGGUAAGUUUUGAUCCCUAUAAUUUUCGGAUCACUAGACUUUCAGCUACGAAAUCCGAACAGAUGAAAAAUUUUUAGGGGAUAAAAAUAUGCCUAUAUCUACCGUUUAAAUACUAAAAUACGUUUAACAAUGCUACGUUUUAGUGGUUUGAAACUAUAUUCUCGUUGGGUGCCCCUGAAAAGUAAUGAAAGAUAGGACCAACCGAUCAAUUCCCUGCAUACUUUAUUGACAGUCUUGUUGGCCUUUCCCCUUCUUGCUGGGAAGUCAGAAGUCCCUCCUCUCCCCCCCUCCUUUUGGAGUCUGUUUUUGUGUAAUCUCUGAUUGCUAAUUCGCAAAAUGUUUUUUGUCAGUUUGUAGAUUCAAAGUUCACAGACGGUGCGCUGUUCGAGCAAAGAACAACUGCAAAUGGACAACAGUACAAUCACUCAAGACAGAAUUAGAGAACUUUGAUGAAAAAGAUCCUGUAAGUCAACUUUUUACUUUUUAAUAAUAUUAUUGGCAUAUUUCUCUCUCCUUGUGUUUUUUGAGAUGACUUGUAUGAUUCAUACCCUUUCAUUACCUGUAGUGGUAAAAGUGAAAAUGCACAAUUAUAAUUCAAAUUUCUUGUUAUUGGGAAAUCCUGAGAAAUAAGUAGCAGCAAGCAAAAGUUCUGCCAAAGAGAUCAUUUCAUUUGAAUGGUAUCACCAUCGGUUUUUAUCCACAAACUCAAAAGUUAGAACUACAUACUAAAUAAAUAGUACCCAUGUGAAAGUACUGCUGAAGAGGUUUCAUUUGAAUGGUAACACCAUAGGAUUUCAUCCACAGACUCAAAAGUCAAAACUACAUACUAAAUAAAUAGUACCAUGUGAAAGUACUGCUGAAGAGAUUUCAUUUGAAUGGUAACACCAUAGGAUUUCUUCCACAGACUCAAAAGAUAGAAUGACCAACUCUCUCUCAAUAACCUAGUCUAUGAGGGAGGGUUAAGAAAAAAGUUGACAACAAUUAUUUUCCAUGGUGUCGUGUACUCUUGCUGACCUGCAUUUAUUUAUAGAAUGACUUCAAGAUGUUCAGACCUCAAGUGGAACCACUAGGUGCAGGCAAGUGGUUUCACUGCAAAGUUUUGAACAUUUUGAGGUCAUUUCUUCAUUGUAUGGGUGAUUAGAGAAUAGACCAUGCAAAGUUGUUGUCAAUUUGUUUUUGCAAUAACAUUGAUAAUUUUUAACCUCCAUUUCCAUUGUAGUGUCUUGUAAAAUUGCAUGCUUGAAAAAGAGAAAAACAAAUGAUGUGUCACCACCAUGGCAUUUCAAUGGUCCAUGCUUUUAUUGACCAUAGCUCUUGACCAAUCGCUGUGUGAUAUGUUGUUCAGUUACUGUAAAAUGCUCUUUCUUUCUCAAAAUUAUUUUUGUUGUUUCCAGCUCUCUACACCACACCAGUGGUUGGAGGGAAAUCUCCCUGUGUCAGCCAGAUGUAGUGUGUGUGAUGAAGUAUGUGGCAGCAAAAGACGACUUCAGGGAUUUAGAUGUCUUUGGUGUAACAUGAUGGUAAGUAGAGAAAGACUUGAGAGACUAACUUUUUAACAUACUACAGGGUGCUUGGAAAAAAACAAACAAACAAAAAAGACACUUGACUUCCAGCUUGUCCUUUGGGCAAGCAGCUCUCACCUCUUGCUUGCCUGGGGCCUCUUCUUUACUUGUCUUAGUUAACAACGAGCUUAAGCGAUCGUGUUUUUGAGCAAAGGACAUCAACCGGAAGUGGACUUUUUCCAUCAUUGGGCAGUGGUUUGGUUGAAACUCUCGGGUAAAUUUUCUUUAUAAGAGAAAAGAAACUUAGCAAUACAAAUUUGUUAGCGUCAAAGCAUAUAAAAAGGGAGAAGGCCUCACGUCCAGUUAAUGACGUGCAUCACUCAAAAACGUCUUUGCUUAAGCUCCUUAAUGAUCUCAUUAGAGGAUGACGUGCUUUAAAGGUUACUGCCCCACAAAAAAAUCUAUUAGUCCUGGACUAACCGAAGGGACUUUUUUUCAAGCCCCGAUACUAGCCAUGGUCUAUUAACACUUUAAGCCCCAACAUCAACAAACAAAUUCUCCAGACUGAUCUCCACAUAUUUCCCUAAAAAUAACUUAAGGGAAUUUGUUAAAGGAUCAAAGCAUUUUCGCUAUGGUGAACAUUUCAUGAAUUCUCAUAACUUUUUCAUUUGGUUAUGUAUUUAUAUUGUUAGGAGAGAAUUCAUGUCGGUCACUGUUGGGGCUUUUAAAGGGAGAUCUACUAACUAGAUCUACUAACUAGCAGGGGCGCCCAACGAGAAUAUAGUUUAAAACCACUUAAACAUAGCGUUGUUGAACGUAUUUUAGUAUUUAAACUGUAGAUAUAAGCAUAUUUUUCAUCCCCUAAAAGUUUUCAUCUGUUCGGAUUUCCUAGCUGAAAGUCUAGUGAUCCGAAAAUAAUAUUAUAGAGAUCAAAACUAACCUUUUGGAAAAUUUCAGCCUGAAAAAAGGCUCCCGAAAACUCUAGGUGAUCUUUUUAGGGUAAAAAUCCGUUAAAAAUGGGCAAUUAUUCCAUUUUUUAGAUGUUCGAAAAUCCUAGGAGAGGGAGGCAAGGAAGAAUUUUCAUGACAAAUGUUCCGAAAAUUCUAUAUCUCAAAUCAUCUUCUGGACAGAUAUUUUCCUAAAAUAGACGUUGGGUGCCCCUGAACUAAGGAUGUAUAUGACACCACAAGUUCUUUAAUGUAUUCUUACAGGUACACCAGUCUUGUCGGUCUCAAACUCCUAAGUGCUCAUAUGGUGAAAAUGCUCUCUUCACAUUACCACCUGUGUCAGUCUGGAGUAAUGCUGGCUCUCUUUUGUGGAAUGUAAGUAAACAGUGUUGUUGGGGCUAAUCCAGCAGGGGACACCUAGGGUUUAUCAUAUAAGUGAGAAUUCUAUGACAUUAUCUGUUAUGAUUUAGUGAUAUUUUUCAUUUUUGGUGAUGCAGUAGAUAUACAAGUAGAGUUACUGUAAAUGAUCUCAUAGAUGCUCAGGGUAUUUUUCUUUUUUGGGGGUCCAAGAGGGGUAUUUUAAAGUAGAUGGGAGUUGUUUUAAAGGGAGGGGCGUUUGUUCCCAUAACUUUAGCAUGCAAGCUCAACAAAUCUAAUAUGCUUUCGGAGAAAUUUGAUAUCAAAAAAGGUUUACAAUAGCAAAAUAUCCAAUUCAUCCAUAGAUAUUAUGUCUAGGCUGUCUGGAGAUCCAUAUCACUCUUUCAAAUCUCAACCUCAAUAUCAGAAUCUUUAUUCAGUGUCAUUACACUGUCAUUGUUAGCCUAUCCUUUCUUUAAACAUGAAAUUAAACAAGGCGCAAUGCACAAACCUUUGUUAAUCAUUCUUAAACUGAAUAAAUGAUUUGCUCUUUCCUGCUUUUCCUAGUAUUUUGGAGUAAGUUUUGUUCUGUGCUCUUCUUGCAUGAUUCUGAUUUCCUAAUUUUAAGAAUGGCUCCUAGCCUAUUGCUUGCAGGGCUUAUAACUGGGAGGGAAAGAAGUUUUAACUGAUUUUAUAAAUGAUUUCGCAUUUUCAUUACCUCAGGUUAGACCAUCUGGCUGUCUUCCAAUGCUUGUCUUCGUUAAUUCUAAAAGUGGUGAUAAUCAGGUCAGUAACUUAAGUAUUUGAUUAAUAAAGUAGUCUUUGGAGAUAAAUCAAUAUGCAGUCAAAAUACCCAUCUGUGUGUUAUAUCACAUGGUUUUACUGCAACGGAGAGUGCAUGAUAUCACAUGGUUUUCACUUGAAAAAGGGGCAUGUACUGUGGCUUACGUGAAAAUGAGGUGGAUUUGGAGGACAGAGAAAGUAAUGACACUUCUUGAUUUUGUCACACAAUGAAGUGCUGCCAGUACAGUCAACCCACUUUAUAGUAGACACUGCAGGCUCCUUGAGUUAGUGCCCUCAUUGAUGAGAGUCUGUAACAGUGGGAGUUUAUUUCAGUCAAACUUCUCUAAUUUAUUUUUGCCUGGGAUUUAGCUGCGGUCCAUAUUAUCAGGGUGUUCGUUAUCACCAUAUACCCACUAUUCUUGUUCUUACCAAUGCAGAGGUGAAUCAACAGAUGGAUUAAAUUUCUUGUUUUUAAAAAAAGAAACAGUCUCAUUAUGUUGUCAACUCCUUUCAGUUUCCAUAAAGUUUGACCUAUUGUGAUGACCUUUUAUUUUCAUGAUUUGUUUUCUUUUCAGGGUGUUAAAUUUAUUAGAAAAUUCAAACAAUUGUUAAAUCCUCUUCAAGUUUUUGAUCUAGCAAUGGGUGGUCCUUCAAAAGGGUGAGUUACAGCAUUUCUGUGUAUUUAGUGUAUGCAUUUUUCUGUGGCAGAAUCCAGAUGGUGAAAGGGGGGGUGCAACCAUGCAGAUGUUAAGGUAGGAAGGGGGGAGGGGGAGAUGCAUAUCCAGACUUUGAGUUGAAAAGGAGGGACUCAUUUAGACCUUUAGAUGAGAUGGGGGUAUUCAAUAUUCUAGAGGGACACAAUAAAGGUGUGAAAAGUCCUCUGUUCAUUUUUGUUUUUCUGGUGUUGUCAUGUAUAAUAAACAAAUUCUUAUUCUGUUUUAUUGUUUAACAGGCUUAAGCUGUUCCAAAAUUUUGAUCACUUUCGAAUUCUUGUUUGUGGCGGUGAUGGUUCCGUAGGCUGGGUGAUGAAUGAAGUUGACAACCAGAAUCUGUCAAAUCAGGUAAGAAAACAACUACUGUUUUCACUUGGGUUCAAUUAUGCAAGGGCGUACUGGAAAUGCAGUUUAACUUUUUAGUUUAUGCACCAAAUUCUUUCGUUUGACCGUUCAAGUUUAACCCUCCAGCGAAUACUUUCACAUAGUAUUUUUUUAUUUAGUAUGUACACGUAACUUUUGCUUCUGUGAACAAAAUCCUAUGGUGUAGCUGGCCAUUCAAAUGAAACCCGUUCAGCAGGACUUUCACAUGGUACUAUUUAUUUAGUACGUAGUUCUAACUUUUGAGUCUGUGGAUGAAAUCCUAUGGUGUUACCAUUCAUAUGAAACCUCUUCACCAGUACUUUCACAUGGUACUAUCUAUUUAGUUUGUAGUUCUAACUUUUGAGUCAGUGGAUAACCUCCUAUGGUGUUACCAUUCAAAUGAAACCUCUUCAGCUGUACUUUCACAUGGUACUAUUCAUUUAGUCUGUAGUUCUAACUUUUGAGUCUGUGGAUGAAAUCCUAUGGUGUGACCAUUCAAAUGAAACCUCUUCAUCAGUACUUUCACAUGGUACUAUUCAUUAUUUUAGUCUGUAGUUCUAACUUUUGAGUCUGUGGAUGAAAUCCUAUGGUGUGACCAUUCAAAUGAAACCUCUUCAGCAGUACUUUCACGCGAUAAUAAACAAUUAUUGUUCUGUAGUGUCAGCUUGGUGUUCUACCACUUGGAACUGGAAAUGAUCUGUCAAGAGUCCUGGGAUGGGGUACAUCAUUUGAUGAUGACAACGCUGUUACACAAUUUCUCCAGCAUUUGGAAAGAGCUAAGGCUGCAGUCCUGGACAGGUGAUUCUCCGUUUUGCUAUACCGUAAAUCAUCUAUCAAGCCCAGCCUCACAAAUAAGCCUCCUCCCUCUAAUUAGCGCCCCCCCCCUUUCAGGGGAAGAAAGUUAAUAAGCCCCCCCUCCCCUCCCCUGAUUAUUCUUCACUAAUAAAUGAUAGACUGUAAUAAUCAAUCACAACUGUAAAACUUCGUGUGGACUGAUCUGGGAUGGUUUAUUUACCAUCUGGAAGUUCGGAUUUGAUUCUGAUCCUCGGUUACAUGACCUCCAACCUUCUUGUACUUGAGCUUUUCCGCUUUGUAUUCUAGUUCUUUAUGGAGAACUUAUACCAUCGUCUUUUCUGAAUUAAAUUAGCCCCCCUCCCACCCUCAAAUGGGAUUGAACUAAAUAAGCGGGGGGCUUAAUAGAGGAUUGACGGUAAUUCUGCAAAAACCCAUCAAUAUUUCGUGAAGAAAAUACUAAAUUCCUCUGGAAAAUAUUGAAAAAAAAUACAGUUGAACCUCUCCACUAAGGGGCGUCAGUGGGGCUUUUUCCUACUUUGACGGUAUAUCUUUGGAAGGACGAAGACCAUCUAGCAACAUCUUCUGUUGAAUAAUAAUCACGUGCCUUAUGUUCUGUGUUGUAGAUGGAGUAUCAUGAUAGAGGAACGUCCUUUGUCAGCGUCCAGAAGUUCUUCAAUAGAAACCUUAGAUACUCCUGUAAGUGUUUUUGGUUUAUCACUUUGGUCUAGAAAUCAGAACCAGGGGGCCUAGUUUUUUCUAGAAAGUACGCCUUGUCGCAGUCCCAGUCCCCGCUCCGGCUUGUGUCUGUCUUAUUAAAGACAGCUGGGUGUGGAAGGGUAUCUUCGAGAUCUGGGAUUCGGCCGAAACACAGUGCCGGAUUGGGAAAGACGCCAGAGUUGUUAACGGGAAACGGUAUUUGCCCGUUACUCGGGGAGCGGGAUGCGCCACUUCAAACGUUAUGCGCUUAUUCCAACUCGUUCAAUUCGUCAAAUGCUGGCAGAUUUUUCUGGAGUUGAAUUCUAAAAAGACUGUAUCAAAGUUUAGAAAAAGAAAAAGAAAGUCGUUGUAUUGUGUUCACGUCGUCGACAAAACGUAAAAUUAGGCAGUUUCACGUUGCAGUCGUGCAGCGACGGCAAAGAAAUGUUCAAAAGAGCGUGAUGCAGGUGCAAAGUUGUUGUUUUGCCAAUCUAAACCUAUGAGUACUUGUUUGCCGUUCUCGUUGCCGUCGCCGUCGUCGUUGCUUAAGCUUCCUAAUUGUCGUGAAAAAGGAGCGGGAGGGCGAGAUCAGGGACCCCUCUUACAGACUCCACCCUGUAGAGAGGCUUGACUAUGACUACAUCAACAAUGUAUGCAGUGAAUUUUAUUCUAACGGUGUUUUCUUAAUAAAUUUGUUAUUGUCACCGACCUAUCCUCCUGUUUUAUUCUACAGUACCGACAAGAAGUCGACACCAUGGACAUGUUUGAAAACAACGUGGCGGCGCAUUUGACAAGAAUACUUAAUUCCAGUAAACACUCGGAAGUCAUUUCGUCUGCCAGGUGUGAAUUACUUUGUAAUAUUCGAUUAUACAAUAAAGAGACCAAUGCAGUCAGUAAGUGCAAGUCAUAAAGGGUACAGUUAACCUUUCGUUUGUUCCAAUUCCUCCUAUUCCUCCUCAUCAGGCAUCAUCAUCAUCAUCGUCGUCGUCGUCGUCAUCUUCGUCAUCUUCCUCCUCCUCCUCCUCAUCAUCAUCAUUAUCAUCAUCGUUACUGUAUUUUUUUCGAUAAAGUGGGUUAUAGACCAGGCAGCUUGAAAGCUGAUGUGAAAUUUCCACAGGACUUACACACACAUAGACUCACCUCAGUUUUAAGGUUGACCACAGCAUCGGGUUCUAUGUCCCCUACUCUUUACGAACAGGUUAUCUUACGUCCCACAAUAAUCGAAACAGAUUGAAAGUGCUCUUAGGUAGGGCCUAAGUUAGUUUGUCCUUAUCGAAGAUUUAGUUCUACAAGCGUAGAAGUAUUUCAAGGUUAUUUUCAGCUUUGUCCUCUUUUGGCUUUUUUUCUCUGUAGAGUUUUGUGCGAGACGGUCAAAGAUUUCGUGUCCAAAGUUGGUACUGCUUCAGCUAACUCUGAUCCGUCUCAAGCCGAUGAGCCAGAUUCACUGGCGCAAAAGGUUUGUAUUUAUCUUUACAGUCUGGUUGGUUUACUCUUCUUGAACUCAAAACUUAAUAUAUCUACAUCAUUGGCAUGUCGCCAUCAUCACCCCGGCAAAAGCUCGAUUUCAUCCACCGAAAUGACCUUGGACACCUUAUGGUGCCUACACAACGAGCUAAUUAUGAUGCCUUACAGAGGAGGGAGCGCAUUGACUAUGGUGAUUAGGGUUAAGUAUUGACUUGAAAUGGUCAGCUUUCAUCACUGUUAAAAACCUAAUUAGCUUUUGACCGGUUAUUGUCCGUUAAUUUCGUGUAAGUGUAAUUGAGAGGGAAAGGUCAUUUUGGAGGAUGAAAAUCAUCAGUACCUACGUCAUGAUAUUAAAAAUUAGGAUUGUUAUUUUCAUCAUCUUUGUUAUCGUCAUCAUCAUCAUCAUCGUCGUCGUCAUCAUAAAUCAGAUUAAAAAAGCCGUGGAGAUUAUAAUAAUAAUGAAAAAACUAAUAAAACCCAUGGAGAUUAUAAUGAAACUUCUUACAGCAUGUAAACCCGUAAUAAUUGUAACAAGGUCAAAUUGUUGCUUGAUUAGGCUGAGAAAAUUUGUAAACUCUAUGGUCACUUUUCUUUUACAUUUUUCUUCUUUCAGUGCACGGUUCUCAACGAGAAGCUAAACCUGCUGUUAAACGCGUUAAGCAUAGAAUCCGAAGCUCUUCCCCCCUCAGCAGAAAAUUCUGGGAACUCUGGUAAUGGAGCAGGAAAGCAGAAAGUAUUCGUGCCCAGGGACGCUCUUAUGUCCAGAGCAAACAGUCUAAAGAAGGCGUUAAAACAGAUUAUAGAGCACGCAGAACAGGGUGAGGAACUUUGCCAUGGUAAAAACAGUGUACGUGACAGUGCGUAAGGGAAGAAAUGCCUCUCGAGUGAGGAAGGCGUGCACGUAGGAGAGGGAACUCAACUCCGCCCUCUUGCACACCUACCUUUCCUUCCCCUCCCCCGAUAUUUGUCUUUCGCCUAUUGCUUAGGCCAAGUGUGACAACUCACAGCUGUACAGAAAAGUACUGCUCAGUGACAAUUUAAGGCUGUCGGCAAGUUACUUUGAAGCUCCGUGUUCUGUGGUUGAAUAAUAAAUCCUUUCCUCGUCAGCAGUCAGUUUUAGCUCGUCCAUCCACUCAGUAGUUUCUUCAAACAGGGAAAACAAACGGCCUAAUUUAGAAACAAAGGUGACAACUUUUUUAAACCUAGAGGAGAUAAGGUCUUAUUAUUUCCAACAGCAACAAUCUUUGCUCCAUCACAUUUUACAAACGUGAAGGAGAACCUUUCGCCUCUGCAAGCAGGAUACAGUGCUAUUUGAGCCGGGGUGCACUUGUUUAGCAUUUGCAAAGUUUUUUAAGCUCGAUCUUUCUCUACGCCGCUCUCGUUGUUUUUGUCUAGGUGCGCGGGCUCGUUUCCCGAACAGCGGCUGGUAAAAAAAAAGUUUCUAUGCAAGCUUGAUUAGCUAUAAUGUAAGCAAUGUCUUGUCGUCUCGUGGAAGCGGUCUUAAGUACCCUAUUUCUCUGAGUUGCCUUCUUAAUGUACUUUUCGUUGUGAGCGCCAACAAUGUUAACGCGCCCGAAUAUAAACCCAGAAGGUAAGCGAAUUUGUUUUAAAAGUGAAGUUCCUCACAAUGCGAGAGGUCGUGAAUUAGCUGCUAAUAAAAGUAACUUGUGGACAACAUUUUCUUAAUUUUUUACUUCCAGCUGUGGAUGAACAAAAUGCACAGACUUGUGCCUCGACGACCUCAUUGGCAGAAGCCAUCGUCACAGUGGCCGCGUCCGCAGCCGGGGAAGUGGUGACUACAUCCACUGCACCCAUAAUCGAGGAAGGACUGGAAGCAAUAAAAGGUUAGUACGUCAUCCUGCUAGAGAUAAUGCGCACUCUAAUUGGCUGAGAAAGCGUGCUUUAUGCGAUUAUAAAACAUGGAGCUAAAGCUGUCACGCCAUCUGCCGAUCUUUUGUUUUGAAAAGUUAGAAAGUAUUGCGUGGGGAAUUUUAACGGAUUGUUUAUCAUAAAACAAAUGAAGAAGCCUUGGCUGUGCUCUGUUUUGUCGUAAAGCACUUAGCAAGCAAGCUGCUAGAUAGCACUCAAGAGAGGAGCACUCGACUACGUCUCGUGUUUUCCCCUACACUUCUUUCAAGCUCUAGCCACUUCCUGCGACAGCGUGCAUUUCAACAGAACAGAGCACAGUCAAGGCUUCUUUAUUUACUUUGGAACAAUAUUAAUGAAGCAAUAUCGUUUAUAAAGCUUGAAUUCGUUGGUUGUGCUAUUUGUUGAUUUCAUUUCAGAUAACGAAGGAAGCAUCAUAAACCCGCGGGACUAUCAAAGCGGGCUGGAAUCUGACCCAGGCCCCUCGGACAACAGAUUACAAGCCUCCUCUGAGCAGCGCCAGUCUCGUUGUAUAAGUCAAGGCAGUUCUCUCCCCUUUACCUUUGGACCUAUGUUAGAUGAUAAGCUGAUAGGACCUGGAGGCAAGCCUACCAUACACUUUAACAACUGUAUCAUCGCCAGGGCUUUUCUUAAAGAAAGGCCAAGUGAAGGACUAAUUGGCUCGUUGAUUGGUCGAGCAUUGUUGGCCCAUUCUGAUGCAUUGUGUGCGGCUGCCACGCCCAUGAUGAACAACGUGUUGGAUGUGUAAGUUUAUUAGCAUGUUGGGUGCCCUGUAUACUUUACCACAUCACGGUAUGCUAAGUUAUGACUGUUUGUUUCACUGAUUGAUCGAGCAUUGUUGGCCAUUCUUAUGCAUUAUGUGUGGCUGCCACGCCCACGAUGAACAACGUGUUGGAUGUGUAAGUUUUUUAGCAUAUUAAGAGGGAAUCCAUCAGGAAAUUGAGUAAUAUUAAUUUUCAGUAGACAAAAACCCUGUACCACAAUUCGUUAAGGCAUAUUACAUUCUUUUUUACAUUUUUCAAGGGCUAAAGAUGUAAUUAGUCAUCUGUAAUAACACCAAAGAAAAUGUUUUCCCUACGAUUUAAUUUUUUGUAGUUUACUUCCCGGUUCCGAUGACUUGCCUUAGAAUUCUUGGAUGACCUUUGAACUUCUCCUUCAUUUCUAGGGAGGGCUACACGGAAAAAUGCGUCAUGAAUAACUACUUCGGUAUUGGACUGGACGCUAAGAUUGCGCUGGAUUUUCACACGAGAAGAGAAGAACACCCCGAGCAAUUCAGGUUUAGUCUAUUACUUAAGCGGCAAUGAUAGAGAGAUUUAAAAUCAUGCUUACGACAAACGCUAUCGGCACAUUCAAGUUGAGAAUUUCUCUAAAUAAAAAGAUAGCAGAUAAAAACAGUCCAAAGCAAUUCUUAUCCUGAUAUCGUGAAACUACUGUUUUUUUUGCUGUUUUUUUUUGCAGAAGUUAAGAACAGUUAAAGACAAGUUCAGGGAAAACUAAUUCACGUUUAUCGUAAACGUAACUUCCAAAUCUCUCUGUGGUUCAAUCAAAUCAAUCAAUCAGUCAAUCAGUCAAUCAAUCAAUCAAUCAAACAUAUCUUUAUUUCAAUUCGGAUUUCAUCGUAGCAUUUCUGCUUGUAAGUUUUUCUUUCCUCGUCAUAUUUUAUUCUUAAUGGAGUGAAGGUCAUAAGAUCCCUACACAUUCGUUAGCUAUGAGAAUGUGUUUUAAAGUCAAGACAUUUUAGUUGAGUAACACUGGAUCAUCCGGAGCUGGGUUUUUCUUUUACAUUCUGUGUUUCGACGCCACUUGGUCGCUUGCUUUAUGAAGCCAUAAGGCUUCGCUGUCGUGUAUUAGUAAGUGAUGACGCAUGUGACUCAUGGGGGGUGAAGACUUCAAAUUUAUACUGAAUAUUUGCAUUCACUCAAGCCUAAUAUUGUCUCGGUAGUCUUGUGUGAUCAGGCUGAAUCGAAUUCAGCUUCAAUCUUUGUAUUCUCUGUUUCGACACCACUUGGUCUCGCUUUCAUGAAGUCACGUAGCCUCGCUUUCGUGUAUCGGUGAUGAAGAGUCACGGAAUUCCUGACUAGUUCUUAACCCUUGAUUACUACCAGUAUUCAGUUAUUACAAACCAUACGAGAUAAGAGUUCACAGGUUAAAAAACCCACACUAUUCGGCGCAUGAAACUCCUUGUCAAUCAACAAACUGAUUCUUAAGUUCUAGUGAUUACGAGCAAAAUUUUUACUUUUCUCUGUAGAAAUGAUGUGCAUGAAAUAAAGUAUAGUGUGUGUGUGAAAUGAUGUGCAUGAAAUAAAGUAUAGUGUGUGUGUGUAUGUUUUGGAAGCAGAAACAUAAACGCUGUUUCUGUUUUUUGUCUUUUCUUUGUUUAUAGAAAGCGGGCGCUGAAUUUGCUUUAUUAUGGGUUAUUGGGAGGAAAAGAGUUGCUGCAGAGAACAUAUAAAAAUCUGGAUCAAAGAGUCAGGCUCGAGGUAUGAAUAGUGGUUGUUAUCUAACUGAUCUGAGCAGGUAAUGGCUACAGUGUAUUUGGUUUGGGCGCUUUUCAUUGAUAAAACUCCAAAAUAAGUUCAAGUGUAUGGUAGCAUAAACUGAUGUUAAUAAACCUGAGAAUUAUGCCCUGUGAAAUCACACUUAUUGACAUUCUAGCAACAAUCCUGUCUCUGUUCAUUUGUUACACAACGUUCAACAUUUGAAUAAGAGUUGGUACUAAGUAAUGGUAGAUACUUGUUCAAAGUACAAGAAAGAACAAUGAACAGUAAUUAGUUGGUUGAUUACAAUGUAUCCUUCUCCUUUGGCAAAGUCCACUGUAACUUAGCAUGAUAUAUUACUAGACUCCACAAAGGUUCCAUUCAUAUUAUCACAUGCUCAUCAUGCACAUGUGCUCCUCUUUUGCCGUACACUGUACUUUUCCAGUCAGUUCUCUCAGGGCUUCGGCUCAUUCACAACAGCGUUAAAGUGAACUUUAAGUAAUUCGCAACCCUUGCAAACCUAGUUGUUCUAGGGUAUUGCACUCGCAUUUCUCAUUGUUUUAUCGGAUGUUCGUUUCUUCACAGUGCGAUGGACAUAAAAUCAAUCUCCCAAGUCUGCAAGGAAUUGUGGUACUUAAUAUAGCGAGGUUAGAAAACAUCAAAGAUGUGACAAACAUUUCUUACUGUAUUAGGGUCUAUCAACGGUGAAGACCAUCUUUUUGCUCGUGAAACACUUUCACCACUUUGUCUAAUUUUACUUUGAAAAAGGAUUUUUGCGCCGAAGUUGUUCCAAGUCGUUUAAGUUGUCCUGAGUUACUCAGACAAGACGCGGAUUAACGUUGAUAAGACGGAAUCUUGUCAUGAUAGCCAUCACAAAGUGUCCCAGUGGACAAAAGGUGUCUAAAGCACUCAUAAUUCUGUCAAAUAUGAUGCAAUUCGAAAACGAAAAAUGACCCUGUCAGAUAAGCAGUAUUUGAAAACAACAAUGUGCUCAAUGCGGGAAAUAGAAGUGUGACGAAAUGUCAUGGCGGCUGCAGACGGCAUUUAACAAAAUUUAAGUUCGGAGAGGAGCUCAAAAAUCAACGGUCAUGUGGUCAAGUUUCCCACCAGAGUGUUUUUUAUUGAUUACGUACCUAGCCUUAGAAAAAACAGCCGACACCUUUUGACGUCACCACUGGUUUCCCCGCGAAAUGACGUCUGAGAAACGAGCGCAGAAAUUCCAUACUGAUGACGUGUCAGUACCCAUAACUGGGUAGUGCUUCUGAUUGGUUGUGCCGCGAGGGAAAGUUUCUUCAACCAAUCAGAAGUCGACUGACCUUCCACUGUCUUCUUGAGCCAUCACGUGCCAAAAGUGAAUACCAGUAUGUUAUGCUAAUCAGGCUAUCCUAUUGUUUGUGAUCGGUUAUUGCCGCCUUAAAUUUCUUUAACAUAGCUCCCUGAUGCGACCCUACUGAACCACUUUAAUUGUAUAUUUGUUUCCUGUUUGUACCCUACAGUUAUAUGGGUGGAGCGAAUUUCUGGGGAACAGGACGUGAUGACGUAAGUGCUGAUUCUAAGGCCUCUAGUCAAUUUCGUCACUCACGUUCCAGUGAGUUUUCUCGAGGGAGGUUUCAACCAUCUCCACACUUUCUUCAUAACUCGUUCCUGAAUCCAUAAAGAGGAAAUAAAAUGGAAAUGGAAGAAAACAGUAGAUUGUAUGUAGGACUAUGAACCCCCAUCAUUUCAUGUUUAAUCCAUGCACAUCCGUAUCCACUACACCUGUAUUCAACUCUUUUCCUUGCACAGCUGUCUCUUACUCUGAUUUCUCCACUUUUGUCAAAAAUCUGCCUAAUAAAUUCUCUACCCCGAGUUUCGCGUUGUGUAAUCAACAUUCAGUUCGUCACAACGCCUGACCAGUCUCAUAUGCAACCUUAAAAUGGCUGAUAGAGAUCAAUGUUUCCUUUUCCCGUUGCAUACGGUUUACAAAAUCAUUCUACAACAGUGAAGCGUUCAUGUUAUCUGUAUUUUCUCCUUGUCUGCACACUGCAGGGUUUUAUGGAGCCUUCGAAUGAUGACAACCUCUUAGAAGUCGUUGCUGUUCUUGGUGCAACUCAAAUGGUGAGUAGGCCUGUUGGAUCACGAAAUGGAAUGUACUAAGCGGAUGAUAAGGAUAUUGUAUGUGUAUUUUAUUGCCAAUUGUAAAUUGUUAUUUUAUAAAAUGUUGACUGGAAAAUUUUUCACAGAUGUCGGCGCAGUUUUGCCUUGUCAAAAAUGUAGGCGCGUAUGCGUAACAGGACUUGCUGUUCGGUAGCGUUUGUGCUAAAAACUGGAACCACGAAACUGUCAGAAACCUCUGUCUUUAUUUGCGUUAUUGAAAACACACCUGUUAAACGACGGUUCCAACCAAUGCGUAACUUUUUGUUUCCUUAUGAAACUAGGGCAUGUGUAAAGUGUUCGGAGGAAUGCAGCAUCAUAGAAUAGCACAGGUAAGUGACAUUUGCUAGUUUAAAGGUUGCGAAACUGAACCUUGAAGAAAUCUCGACUAAUAGUGGUACUUGAGACUAAUUUAAGGGACUACUCGAUUCGUUUAAAAUUGUUAACAUAAGAGGCCUUAUAACAUGUUGUGUUUAACCCAGUUAAUCAUUCUUUAUGUUUUUCUUUGCUCCAAUACUUGGUUUAUCGUGCUUAUCACUGGUUGCAUGUAGUAUUUUCCCGCGCCUUGCGCUUACCCGCAGCAGUUCGUUGUUUUCAAGAGCUUAGCACAGACCGUAUAUAUAUUUUUUAAUGAAUUUUGACUGGUUUUAUUUACUGCACUGCCAACAAGAUUAUGUUUUGUGAGAUGUUACAACGGUGGACUUAGUUCUUUUUCUAUUAGUUAAGAAUUAAAGUAACUUAUUGAAACCAUUCUUACUCAAUGCGGUUCUUUUUAGUGCCGGGCGGUUAAAAUUUCCGUAUUUGGGGAAUCAGUCCCAGUUCAAGUAGACGGGGAAGCCUGGAUGCAAUCUCCGGGCUACAUCAAAAUUGUCCAUAAAAACAGAGCACAGAUGCUAGUCAGAGAUAGGGUAAGUUAAAUGAAUAAACAAGUAAGUCAAUAAAUAAUGAAUAAACAAGUAAUAACGAUUUAGAAGUACCACGUCACGUCACCAUGUGGGCCACAUGAUGACGUUUACCGUUGUUGAUCGAAUAGGCCAUUUUCCAGUUGCCCCAAGCCUCUGUUUCAAAGAGAGGUUAACUGCGAAGAUAUUAAAGGAGCUGUGUCUCGAAAUUCAGCCAAAUUAGGAAAUUACAAAAUGCCCGUUAAAUUAAGAGAAACAUAAAAAUAACCGCUUUAAACUUUAAAGGAAGAUUAAAAUAACAUAACGGAAACAACAUAUGCCAUUGGUCGGCAAAACUGAAGAAGAUUGAAACGGAUUGAAAUUAGGGUUUUUGAAAACUGUUCAGCCUAACAGUUUUUCAAAGUUGAUCCCUGCUGCUUGUAACUUCAAAAAUAAUGCUCAGGAGACAUAUUUGUUUUCUCGGACCUGUGAUUUUGUCAUUUACAUGUUAUUUCUUUGCUUACUUUAAGUUCCAAAGCGAUUGAGGGCGAGUAAUUGGCAAAAUUAAACAAAGUGAGCUGGACUGCCGUGACGCAGCCCCUUUAAUGUGAAAGUGAUUUUUUUAAUCUCAUGCAAGUGAAAGUCAUUCUCACAAGAAAGGUUUUUGCACUUAGCCUCGUUUUGAAAGUGAGAGUUUUUGGAACUCGGAAAUGGCCCAUUGAAAUUUGAAAGUGUUUGUUUUUGAGGAGAGGGAAAAUCGGACUACCCGGGGAAAAACCUCUCGGAGCAAGGGAGAGAACCAACAACAAACUGAACCUGCAUAUGGCUUUGAGUUUGUUGUUGGUUGGUUCUGUUAGACAGCAGUAGUGCUGUAGGAAGAUUUUGAAUUAGAUAGCGAGAACAACUCGGUAAUUUUUUGGUUCUGUUUUGCUUCGCUCUUCGGAGUCUCGGACCACUUCCUCGACCUUUCAGGCGAGAAAAAAAUCCAGCAUUAUCUGCCUGCAUGCAUGCAUGCCCGUUGCAUGCAUCUGAUUCGAGGUCGGAUUGUUUUUUUUUUGUGGAUGAGAAGAAUUUAGUCCCAUUUUCUCGACCAAUCGGAGGCAAAAGAAAAAAUUAAUCGCGACCUGCUUUUUUCUCGCCUCUUGAUUGUUUCCGUUUUCUGAACGGCCAUCAGGGCAAUAACUUUUGUUUUGGUUUGACAGCGCUAAAAGGGCAACGUUACUUUGACUGGUGUUUGUGCCUGGUGAUUCAGUCGUUCCGUUCGCUCUAUCAUCAGGCGCGAACUUACAGGGGCGGAUCUAGGAGGAGGGUGCAGGGGGUGCGCACCCCCCCCCCCUCCUGAGAUGACUCGCGGUUUUCUAAUACAACUGGUAUUCUGCAAAAAAAAAAAACUGUGUGGUUUAUUGGUGUUGAAGGAGAGCAAGAGACGAGUGCACCCCCUCCUAAAAAAAAUCCUGGAUCCGCCCCUGAACUUUGUGUAGUUGGAAAGACUUGUCUUGUUUUGCUUUGCAGGAAUUUGAAACUACGUUGAGAGAAUGGACAGAAAUUCAACAAGAAAAGAUCAGUUCUUGUGUGACUAGCGUGCAAGCUGAGGUGCUGACUUCACUCGUGCAGAGUCUGAGUAUAUUAGUCAACUGGUAAGAACGCUUAGAUAAAACUGUCUUACACAGCUAAUCAUUUAGUUAAACCUUCUUGAAAGACACAGUAAAUCGUAUCACGCAAGAGUGCUGCUCAGUAGCUUUCAUUUGAAUGGUCACACUCUAGGAUUUUACUCACAGAAUCAAUAGUUAGCACCACCUUGUAUAUACAGCAUAAUAUACAAGGCCAUAGGAGAGUACUCGGCUCAGUAACUUUCCUUUGCGAGGCUACACCGCAGGUUUUCCUCCACAGAAUCAACAGCUAGAACCAUUGCGUACGGCUUACAAACGGUGCUCAAGUCACGUGCUGCUCAUUAACUUUCACCCCUUUUUCAUCCCUUGAAUCCUAAGGCCCCUGUAGUGUUUCGUUGUAUACCUUGGUUGUCAAUUAUUUUUCCAGUGACGUCAUGCAAUUCUGUUUUACGUUUUUUCAGUAUAAAAAGCACUUGUGAACCGCGUGAGUCUGAUCUUCAUGAUUUGCUCAGUUUAGCUGAUUCCUGCGCGACUUCAAUUGAGAAACUCGUGCUAGAGGGAAAAAUACCCGAGGUAAGUUAAAAGCUGAUGUUACACGGGGCGACUCGCAACGACGAUUCCUAGCACAACACAACAUUACAACAUUGUUUCGAAUGGUUGCAACAUUGUUCCAACAUUGCCACGCUGUGUUGCUCUCAAAAUCGUCGUAGCCUUAAGGUGAUGUUACAUGAGACGAUUCUUUGGGUAUCGGCCCCUGUGAGGUUGAGAGGGAGACUGGGUUGGGGUCAUUUCGAACUGCACCAUGGGAUUUUUUUGGGGGGACAUUAUCAUUUUAUAACUGGCAAUAGUCCAACUUUCAUGAUGCCGACAUUUGACCACAACUACUAGAAUCCAUUUCGUUUUUGCUUUCUUAUUUAAAUUUGUCAACCACGAUGAGGUUUUAAAAAGUAAUAUCCCUAAUUUGCAGAAGAAAACAACAAUCUGAAGGAUUCUGGUAGUUGUAGUAAAAUUACGUCAUCAAGCAAUUGUCCUAUUACGAUUUUUUCCUCAAAAACAUUCCCAUAGUGCAAUUCGACAUAGCACCGACGCAGUCUCACUCGCAACCUCACUGACUGGCCGAUACAUACUCAUAGGAUAGUCUUCAUUCUAUUCUGUGUACAGACCCCCCUCUCCUCAGGAAAAAUCGGACAAGGGGCCCCCUUCUCCAAUUUUUGUACUGUCUGUACACAGGCUAUCUUCAUUAGCGCGCCGUAAAGGUAGAACCAGAGUAAUUGAUUUUACCAAGAGGAAGUACUUGUUUUGCCACGCUGCGAGCAGAGCCUCCUGUUGUGUUCUUGGGUGAGGAGGAGAAAAGGAAGCUUUACGUCAAACCUUUGAGGUCGCCGCCGCCAUACUCUUCGACUAGUCAAUCUUGUUUUCUCUCGUCAAACUGUUUUUUUCGAGUGCAAGCAUCUGUUUGUUGAUAAACCGAUAGUCAUAACCGAGCCCGCUGUAGCUAGCGCACGGCUGUCAGGCCUGGUUUCAAAACUAUAUCCUAGCAACAUGCUGUGCAUGUUCAAGAAAAAUCUUACUCGAUUCAUGCAGAGUCUCUCUCGAUUACACCAAACUCCAGCAAGCGAAAGAAAUACUCUGUUGGCAGGCAGAGUGAUGUUUUGCUCUUUAGUUGUUCAGACAAGCUGAAGCGAACCCUGUCUUACCCCCUCGUUUUGCCCGUAUUGCUUCCGCCGCAAAAACAACAACAACAACAACAACAACAAAAAACAAAAAAACCCCCCUUGUUUUGCCAUAUCAUAAAUCCUUUAUUGACCAAGCUUGUUCGGUUAAGUUUAUGGUCGCGUUCUCUUUUCGUUCUCGGCCUGUACAAACGCAAAGGAAAACUUGGCUUGUAUGCAUUUAUCUUGACCUCACGGUUGGGCUAAAACAAGCCAUAAAAACAUGCUAUGCUUCAAACACCAUGGAUAACCUUACUUAAAACAUUAUAACACCACUGCCAAACCUUCCAAAUACCAAAAUCACUACGCCAAAAUACUAACGUUCCAACACAUCAAGAAACCCCUACUAUUCAGACAGAAAAUAGUGGAACGUUUCGAUUGAAUCACCUUUUAAGUGUAUCGAAAUUGUGAAAGUUUUUGUGUUUUCUAAUGUUCUUCCAUUUUGUAUUAAUUCCCAGGCUCCCAGCAAAGGACGGAUAACAGAUCUCGUUUCGGCCGGAAGGAUCUUGCUUCAAGAAGUGACGUGCUUUCUUCAUCAAGUUCCUCCGAAUCUCAUUCCAGUAAGUAUAAUGUUGGGGUACCGAGCUGCACAGCUGACUUGAUGAAGAAAACUUUGUUGAUAAAAAUUUCCUCUGUCAGUCAGCAGUCAAAUGUGACCAAGCUGUGCGAAUCUUUUGUAAGUUGGCCUGUGUGAUGGGCGCAAAGAAUGGGAGGGAAAGUGGAGAAAUAUACGGGGAAUCCCUUCCAUUCUUAUCCCUUUCGACUUCUGCCACGGUGCAGGCUGAUCAUUAUACGUUUCUGAGAAACUGCCCACCUACCCCUCCCCUAAGCCAGCAUUAACACUUAACUCUCACUUGUGGCAAAAUGUUGGCUUAGGGGAGGGGGAGGUGGGCAGUUUCCUAGCAGGCUAUAUGUAAAUGAACAAAGACAAUGUGUCAGUGAGUCAAAGUCGCGUCCCACAUAAUAUGUGAAGCCGUAGAAAGUCGUGAUUACUUGAUUACCUUUUUCUGAUUUUUUUUUGUCUCGCAGCCAUUACCAGGCGAAGUGGAAAGAAAUCUUUGGUCGUCAGUAUCAACGGUAAAACAGCUGAUCAGCAAGACAAUUGAAGUGUAUGGACUAACAAAUCUAACUGAAGAAGAGGUCAGUAAGCAUGGCGUAGUUAUUUUUAAGGUGCCUUCUCUCCACCAAGAGUGAAAUUUCGCAUCUGAUCAACCAUGGAAAUAAUAAACAACACAAGCACGAGACUAAAGAAAAUGAAAUUAAAUAGAACUCAAAACUGAAUCGAUAGAUUACUCCUAAGGGUGGCGUACUUCACGCGAACAUGGCCUCCUAGAGAUCUUUGCAUACUCGUUUGAACUGGUUUAAACUCCUUUUUCCGAGACAAGCAGAAGGUAAAAAGUCGUCGCACGGACGAGCGUAGACUGGAUUUUGGACUGAAGACUAUGAGAAUCCAAGCAAGAUCACGAGUCUUGUUCGAAAUAUUGCUCUUGCACGGUACUCGUAAGUUUUUGUCGUCGAUUAAACUUUCUAAUGCCACAUAUGCGUCAUCCGACGAGGAAGCUUCUUUUAAAUCAAAGGCAAGGGGCUUGUAACUUGGAACAAUUAAAUUUUAGGCAUUUUAACACUAACAGUAAAAAAUUCUUUGAAACAGUAAAUUUUUCCAGAAAGAAGCAAAAACGGCUGCAAAAAGGUCAAUGCUAUUUUGUCUAGUAUAUCAAGGAGUUUUCGGCAAUUUUACGACAAUUUACUUCAGAAGAUUUCCGAAGACUAACGAAGAGGUCCGACCAUUGCCGAAGAUGUCCGAAGAACCCUCCAAACACUUUAAAGUACUUUCUUCGGAAACAGCAAACAUUAAAAAACUGGCCAAUUUAACAGCAAACACUAAAAAUUAUGGGCAAAAAACACUAAACACUAGACCUCAUUUCAGACCCUCUUUUAAGCUUCCUAGCGCUUGUGAGUAGAUGAAGAAUCGAACAUUACGGUGUAAUAUUAAUAACUCCUCUUCUUUCUUUACAUUAGGUUGAAAGACAGUCUUCGGGAAAAGGAAAAGGCAAGUUCAAGUUCUCUGGCUUCCUGAGAUCAUCCAAAAAACCGGAAAUGAUGAAAGUUGGUUCUGCUCCUUCCGGUAUGUAGCGGAAGUAAAAUAUUGAAACUCAGUUCAGUUUGGAAGAAUUUUUGGUGGAUUAGAAGUUUUAGGGUAGAUCUGGAUAUAUCUUGUUGUUCAAUUUUAUUUCCUCUUGAUUUUUGGUAUGGUAAUGUAUGUUAAAAUAAAUCAGUUUAAAACAAAGGGAAAUAAAAUUUAAACCGAGGAUAAAAUUGAACCACAACAUAUACAGUAAACACCCGCGAAUAAGAACCUAGUGAAUUGAGAACCUCCUGGCAGAAAUUUACCCCUUUAAUGCCCAAAAAUACAAGAACCGGUUAAGCCAAGCAAGAUCAAGCUGGUUUUUAUAUUUGGGUUGUAGUAAAAUUAUCAUAAACAAUUCAACCAAGGUAUUGUAACUUUGAGAUAGUGAAUUUAAGUAUGACGAGAACGUACUGUAUAUGAAUUCUGUGAACAGUUUUGUAAGGGUUAUAAUAAUGCAAUUGUGAAUAAAUGCUCUAUUUUUUAAGACCAAACCCAAGGUAAUUUAUUUUGUGGUAAUUUCCUUCAUAAAACUUGUUCCCGCCACUACAACAUUCUCGCCAAAACUCCUAGUAGAAUGACGACGGCUAUCACGUUUUCCCGCCAAAAUGAAGCUUGUUCACGCGUGAGCAAUACUCAGCAUUGAGAAAAUCUCGUACUCGUAGUCGUUCUCGUCUCAGAAUCGAAAGCUCCCUAGUGAAACCAAUUAUGGUCGUUUAUGUCUUGGUUAAUAACAAUUUAACAAGGAUACCUGAAUGUGACAUCUCCAACUUUGAUGCCCUGAGAAAGGGGAUACUCCCCCAAUCCCAGCUCUUCCCUGAGAUGUCUAAAGGCUUAUAGAAGCUCCCUUUCUUGAACACACGCCUAUAGGAAAAAUAUGCAUGGGUAGAAAACUUGAGAUUACCAGGUUCAUUUUUUAUAAAUUAGUGGCAUACAAUGUAACACAAUCUUUUCAUUUUAUCCACUUACGUUGCAAUGCAGCAGGAGUCUCCAAGCCAAUGUUGUCCAGGAUAUGCUCAAAAUCCUGGGCAAACAUUGGCUUCUUGGGGUAUCGAUCUUGUUUCGCUAAUUCUUUCUGCAUGAAGCGGCUUAAGGUUGUCCCUAAUUUGGGGAACUGCUCGGCAGGACUAGUGUGUCCAUUGGAACCUUGCUGAAAAUAAAGGAAACGUGCAUAUCAGUAAAAGUUGGAUGAGACUCAAAAGUGGAAUUACGUUCUCCAAAAACAUGGCCAGUUCAAAUCAGUAAGCAUAGAUGAAACGCUACCAUAGCGGCUGUAAUCGCUGAUAACAAAACGUGCUGCGCGGCGUUGAACGGAUUCGAUACAGUCAAUCCAUUUAUUUGUAUGCGGAGACCAAGCAACCGUGGUGUAUUCAACAAUCGGACGCACCAAGGAUAGGUAUGCACGUGCCUUAAUCGAUCGAUCGCACGAUGAGAGAUUCCUCUGAAGGAUCUUCAAAACUCUCAUAGCCUUCUUUUUAGCUUCGUCACACUGCAAUUGCCAACUCAACGCGCAUGUUAUAUAGACGCCGAGGUACUUUUGGUGGCAGGCACCGUCGAGCUGCGCAUUACAAAGGGAGUUACUAAACUGGGAAGGAGAAUUCUUCAAAGUGACGGACAUAACAAAACAUUUUGUAGUAGCAAAUUUCAUCUGCCAUGUGUAGGCCCACUUCUCUAGUUGAUCGAGGUCUCGCUGGAGGGCAAAAUGGUCGCUUACGGAAUUAAUCGGGCGGUAAAGAACACAGUCAUCGGCGAAGAGCUUAAUACCAGACGUGGUGUUGGUAGGUGGAUCGUUGAUAAACAUCAAAAAGAGAAUGGGACCCAAUACGGUUCCCUGUGGCACCCCGGAAACUACAGGCGACCACGAAGAGGCAGAACCAUUAAUCAAAACUCGUUGGCUACGCCCAGUUAAAAAGCUUCGAAGCCAGAUAUUAGUCUUAUUACGAAUUCCAAAGUAGUCAGCCUUAAGUAAAAGCCGUUCAUGGAGGACGGAGUCAAAUACUAGGAACACAACAUCGACCUGACCAUGGACGUCUAGGACUAAUGCCCAUUCGUAAAUGACGGUAAUGAGUUGAGUCUCACAUGACAGACCCCGCUGGAAACCAUGCUGGUGCGGAGAGCUGAUGCGAUUUAUAGAAAGGUGUCGUGAUAUUUGGCAAUAUACUAUAUGUUCCAUGACUUUAGAUGUAAGGGAUGUUAGAGACACCGGUCUGUAGUUUUUGGGAGGUCGUCACCUGUUUCCAUCCGCCAAUCUGACAUUUUCCUCUCACUGGCUCUCACAAGACAUUUCACUUUUCUUACAUGAAAUUUCUCUGUCUCUUGAAAUUUCUGUUCAUAAAAGUCUAAGUCUCCUCAAUUUUUAAGGGAAAAAAAAUUCCAGAUGGCACGAAAAGGAUUCGAUCUCGGAGCAUCGGCUCUGCAGUGCAUCACUUUAACCCCUAACAGGCCACCGAGGAUCUGCUGACAAUGAAUGGUUUGAUCUGAAUAUAUAUAGCAACAACCCUAACCCUAACCCUAACCAUUAACUUGUGUACGAAUCAUUAAUCUGUCAACGUCCGUUUGGCGGCCAUUUUUAAAGAUGGCGCAAAUAUUGGCUAGCUUCUAAGCAUAUGGCAGAGUCAGAUUGUUGAUAAAGGGAGGAGAGUACAACGGCGAGCCCUGAAGCGGCGUCGCGGAGGAUUCUAGCUGGAAUCAAGUCUGGUCCACUAGCUUUAUCAAUCUCAAUUUUCAGAAGUCGUUUCUUGACGCCCUCUGCCGAGAAUUUUAUAUCAGGCUUACACUCGUAAGGCGAGGGGGGCAUUAGUGGUAAGUUGCAGAGAUCUUCUUCUAUGAACACACUGUCAUAUUGUGCUCGUAAAGCCUCAGCUUUGGCGCUGGCCGAAAAGCGUACGCGGUUGUUAGAUACUGAGGCCGGGAUUCCCAGGGAUUCUGUUCUAAGCAACUUUAGGUACGACCGAGCACGUUUGAUUCCAUUAGAGCCAGCAUUCUCAGGCUCAGUCCCCAGAGACUCUGGGGUUAAACCAGCCAUAACAUCAUUGAGGUACUUAUCAUGGGCAACACGUAGGCGUUUGGUUGUGAUAUUGCGACGUCGCUUGUAUUUGGUAAGGUGAACGGCUUUGCCGCUACGACAAGCCUCCUCGUACGCUCGAUUACGUUUGAUCAUGAAACGUUUCACAGAGGAGCUGACUCACGGGAGGUGACGCUUUCCCUUGGACAUUUUAUGUGGUAUGAAGUGGUCAGUGGCUUCUGGGAUCUUUUGAGAAAUGUAGGACCAGUUUUCGUCCACAGUGGUACACUCUGGUAAUCGGAAGAAAGAGUAGUCAGGCUUGCCUUUAAACUGACAAAGUCACCCUUGUGAAACUUAUAGAUUUUUGUUUUGCCGCCAAAGUGAAGCUUGCUCACGCGUGAGCAAUAAUCAGCAUUGACAAAAUUUCGCACUCGUUGUCGUUCUCAUGUCAGAAUCUAAAGGUCUCCAGUGAAACCAUUAAUUAGUAGAUGCCUGUUUAAUCUGUUUGAAAAUGACUUUUGUUUUUAGGUCGUAUGAUAAAGUUCUGGGGAGUGGAAGAGGUUGGUAACUGGCUGGAGAGCCUGGGACUCGCGGAGUACAAGGAACGGUUUGCGAAAAAUGACAUUCAAGGAGAAGAACUCUUAGGACUUGACAGAAACGACCUAAAGGUAUGUAUCAAUAUAUCGACACUCCACUGGUCUAGUCCUAGCAGUCCCCUGGGGAGUACACCUGGGAAUUCUUGGUGAGGGUGUGCCGCCUGGUUCUCCAAGUCUUGACCCAAUUUCAGACCAAAAAAUGUCAUGUUUCAAAUCCGUUUUCAGACCUUGCCGCUAUGUAAUAAUGUCAUCAUUACUUAGAUUAGAACAACAACAAAAACGAUGUCACUAAUUCGAUUUCGAAUUCGCAUAUUUCCCUUUCUUUCUUACUGGAACAAAAGUAGGUCACGUCAAAAGGAUGAUGCCUGACUGGUCGUGUCGAAAAGUCAGUUCCCGUCAACAACAGUCCUAUUCAGGACUACAUUCACCCGGACGAUCAUGGACGAUCAACUUACUUAUAAAAAAUAACUCCUGGAAAUGAAAUGACUUCUGGAUUCAAACCUUUCACCUUUUCGUGUGACGUGUAUGUUACUUCAUUAGGCGCCUGGUGUGACAAAACUUCGUCACGUCAAACGGAUGAUGUAUGUUUCUGUUUAAUAAUGGUCGCGUUUGUGUUACUUCUUUAGGAGCUUGGCGUGACAAAAGAUCGUCACGUGAAACGUAUGAUGUAUGAUUCUGUUAAUGGUCGUAUUUGUGUUACUUCUUUAGGAGCUUGGCUUGAUAAAAGUUUGUCUCGUCAAACGGAUGUUGCAUGAUUCUAUUAAUGGUUGUGUUUGUGUUACUUCUCUAGGAGCUUGGCGUGACAAAAGUCGGACACGUCAAACGCAUUCUCCAUGGCAUCAGAGCUCUUUGCGGCGGAGUGUCGCCCAAAACAGCAUCAAGAAUCGAGAGAACGGAAAAAGCCGAGGCAAAGGCGGGAAGAAGUAAGAGGGUGAUUGACAAGGAAGACAGUCACUAAAAGUGAGCGUGGGAUUGAUGAUGGUGUUAUAAAAAUGUGCAAAUUUUAGUGGCAAGAAAUAUAGUAAGAACUCAGGGACGUUCUUCUGAUCAAAGGUGAAUUUCCACUGUCGCGUUAUUUUUACGUGCGUAAGUAACAGUAAAGGCAUUGUAAACGUAUAAGUCGAGCGAGGUUCCACUUUUACGUUUACGCGCGCCUGAGUAUCAGGCGUUUCUGGGGGGAAAGGGGAAAGAUGGAAGCGAAAAAGGGAGAGAGAGCUGAUCUAAAAUCUCCUCUCCACUAGCGCCUUAGCAAGGUCUGAUAUUCAGUCUACGUUCACGCGCAACCAGCACGUAAAAAUUAUGCGACCGUGGAAAUCUCCUUUAAGUAACGUUCCUCAUUUGAAUGAAUGGUAAAAAAGAAAAAAGUUGGAGUGGAAAAUUCUAACACGUAGUUACUUAAGUAAUAAAGAUAUUAAUAAUGACAGAGAAAACAACACCAGCACUGCAAUCGUUUCAACACACCAACAAUAUUAAGCAAUUUAAUUAUUGUGACUGCUAGUAGCUUGUUAGCUACUAACAGUCGGAUCUCGUUUUGUUAUAUAGCGUGAAAAUUUUUCUGGACAUCACAGGGUCGAGAGUCCAAUGUUAUCUGCGAAUGUCGACCGCUCGUCGAGAUUUACUUCCAUGAAUUUGUACACGAAGUAGUUUUUCUUCGUUGGCUAUAUAGCAAAGACCUUUAUGAAGAGUCCCUCGGGAAACAAAAUUAUGUUUUUCCUCGGGACCGUUCAUUAAUUCGUAUUAGUUCUACAAAAAACGAUAGAGUAACUAAAAACUUUGGUUCAUCGAAAGUUUAUCUUUGAAGCGAGACAAUCGAGUUUUUGGAUAGUUGACAAGCAAAUAAAAAAUAAUGCUAAAUUUUAAUAUAAUCAUGUAUUUAUAUCAGAAAAGGGGCAUUUUUAUUACGUCUAGCACUUAUUUGGCAUAAUGAAAAAUCCAACGUCAAAUUUUCUCGUUUUAUUAACUGUGUUAAUAAAACUGAACAAACGUGUAAUCCUGCAAUUUUAUCAACAGCGUAAAUAUUAGCAAAAAUUUAGAAGACUAGAAAGAGGUAAUUGUUGAGUUUACAGUGUAAGUUCGAUGUUAUGUCCGCACUAUUACAUCCUCUUAGCAUGAGGGGCUUUCAGAUGCUUAAAAAAUGCCACGUUUUGUUUCAAGCUGUCACUUGCAUUGAUAUUCAAGACUAACUUUGCUGAAUUCUUUUAUAUAAUUAUUAAUCCCAAUAUCGACUACAUAAAUUAAUUCCUUAUCAUAUGAAGUGGUAUAUUUAUACGCAAGACAUUAAGGACUGUCACAGAGCAGUUCUUUAGUGUUGACUACGUGUGUAGUUUGAAAAUUGGGAAACCUCGGGCAUGUGUAGUUUAAUUGUCGUUAACUUUGCUCUAAGGAUUGGAAAUUUUCGAAGCAUAGUUAAUAGGGCCUUGACGCGUCCAAUUUUCUCCUCUUAGUCCUUCAAACCAAUUGCUCGUAUCAAGUAGAAUUCGCCUUCCUGUAGGACGGGAAACUGCUGAGGCCUGCGGACGAGAUAUUAUUUUGCUGAUAUUUCUAUGGUUUCCUGAAUUUUCAAAUUGAUGAGCUUCUUUCAAAGCUUGCUAGCCCUUUUUAGGUUAGUGGGACUCUGGGUUCAAGAUGCGUCUACUCGACGACAGAACACUGAUGACGAUUUUUUGAGUAGUCCUUCUUGAGGCUGGGUGUCCUGUGUUAAGUGUUUAGUCGCCCUGACAGGUCAGGGAAUAUCUGAUGAGCUGUUGUACAGUUAACUGCAGAGACGCGAUAGAGUCUAACAAUGUUAUUAUUAUUUUGUAUAAAAUUUAAAGGAGAAAAGAAAAUUCAGGAGUAUACUAGUAAUUAACUUCUGU